AUGGAAAUCGAAAAUUCUCCAGUCAAUCUUUCAACUAUGACAACAUCCAUGACAUCGACAGAUAGUCUAUUAAGUCUUUCAACUAGUAAUGCUUUUACUGCACAACCUCAAAAUGGAGCAGGAACUGAUAGUUUGCUUGAUAGUUCUUUGCAACUUGGUGCUGCUUAUGAAAGACGUGAUUCUGUCGAUUCGAAUUUUUCGUUAAGACCUAGUUUUAAACAAAAAUUUAGAGCACCACUUGUAAAAAAUAUGAUUCACACAAUCGCUUAUCAACGAUUAAAUAACGCGUUAUAUGACAAAGAUCAAGCUCCGGGUUGGGCUCACGAAAUUUCUAGAGAAAUUAAACAAAAAUUGUUAGGUAAACUAUUAAUUAUUAAAUAUCCACAAAAUACCUUUACACAUUCAAUCUAA
This is a messenger RNA of Cetraspora pellucida, 411 nucleotides long. The record is from the annotation of a GenBank genome assembly. Lineage: Eukaryota; Fungi; Glomeromycota; Glomeromycetes; Diversisporales; Gigasporaceae.